Messenger RNA from Puccinia triticina, 741 nucleotides. RefSeq lists its product as uncharacterized. Gene Ontology annotation, biological process: ergosterol biosynthetic process. The transcript is spliced from 3 exons. Bases 1 to 741 code for a protein of 246 amino acids. Gene Ontology annotation, cellular component: endoplasmic reticulum. Lineage: Eukaryota; Fungi; Basidiomycota; Pucciniomycetes; Pucciniales; Pucciniaceae. The record is from RefSeq and is a predicted model, not a curated record.
AUGAAUCGAUCUGUAUUCGGCCCCCGAGUCGCGUCCGGCUCGCGCCCGAAGGCAAUUCACAUCCAGAAGCAGCCUCCAACCUCGACCUUGGUAUCAAUCACCCGUCGGACACUCCUGCUGACCAUCUUCAGUGCCGUCUUUCUGGGGGUCUACCGUUGGGCGGAUGCAAUCAAGUCGCGAUGGUAUAUAUUUGAUCCCACCGAGGUCCAUCAAAUCGCCCUAGAAGCCAUCGAUCGAUACCCCAAUUCGACUUCGAGCGUCGUCCACCACAUUAUCAAGACCUUCGAGUCCCAACCUAAACUCAAGGCGCACAUCACCGCCAACCCGUUCCCCGACCCCACCCAAAGCGCGUCACCCUACCCGUCAGAAUGGGUCUUCAACAAUGCCGGCGGCGCGAUGGGUGCGAUGUACAUCAUCCACGCCUCCAUUACCGAGUAUCUGAUCAUCUUUGGAACCCCGAUCGGAACCGAAGGUCAUAGUGGCCGCCAUACUGCCGACGAUUACUUUCAUAUCCUCUCUGGCCAACAGACUGCUUUCGCAGCAGGUAGCUUGCAAGCUGAAGUUUACAAGAAGGGCUCGGUUCACCACCUCAAAAGAGGUGAAGUGAAACAGUACAAGAUGCCCGAUGAUGGGUGCUGGGCUCUGGAACUAGCUCAGGCAAAAACAAAUACAAUGUAUGACAGGUUGGAUUCCCCCAAUGUUACCGUUUGGAUUGGCCGAUUCGGUCUUGUCUACCUUUGA